Messenger RNA from Cheilinus undulatus (humphead wrasse), 1889 nucleotides. It is a transcript of the gene ssuh2rs1, whose product is annotated as ssu-2 homolog, related sequence 1. Gene Ontology annotation, molecular function: heat shock protein binding. The transcript has 13 exons. Bases 147 to 1328 code for a protein of 393 amino acids. NCBI's taxonomy places the organism in Eukaryota, Metazoa, Chordata, Actinopteri, Labriformes, Labridae. The record is from RefSeq and is a predicted model, not a curated record.
UGCGCACUUCCUGAACAGAUUUUAGUCGGGGGUAAAGGGUGGGUUUUUCUGAACUUUUCUCAAGUGUACGUGUUCAUUUCCCCGCAGAUUACCACACCACAGACAAAGUUUGUUCCUGCCAAAGAAGAGGAAGAAGUUGACUCACAAUGCUGCACGGGGGGGUGGGGUAUAAUAACAGCCAUAACCCAACUUACGGAGUGGCCAACCCUGGGUACAUCCCAGCGGCGGAGGGGGGACCAGCAAUGUUUGCCCCACCCACAGCUGACUCCCAGGGCCCCAGCGCUCCUCCGGCCAGUAUGUUUGACAACAUGCCUGGCUAUGAAGGAACAGUGGCAGGAGGAGGAGGUGGAUUUCUUCCUCCUCCAAUGCCUGCUCAUCCAGUUCCUCAGCCUGAACCUGGACCUCAACAACCAAACUGGAAUAUCCCGUCUAUCAGUGAGGACACUGCCCGGGAAGCUUUUGUCCUGUAUGCCUCCAGUAAGUGCUGCUACAGUGCAGCACCAGCAAAGGAUGGUGUGAUCACAAGCAUGGAGGCAUUUAAUACCUACAGGUACCGCCUGGAAACCUUCACUGAAUCUCGAUCUACAGAGUGGAGUCAUGAGCCCUACCAUGGUCAGCCUGUGGAUGCCUUUGCCCAACCUCCUCCAGGGCCAUGGGAUAUUCCUGCUAAAUCUCCCUCCUUUUUUGUGGAUGACAAACAGGUUAUCAGGGUCCCCUACACAUCCUCGAUGAAGACCUGUCAUACAUGCAUGGGAAUGGGAAGAAAACCUUGCAAAGAUUGUGCCGGCGCUGGAAAUAAAGUUUGUUGGGUCUGCAAUGGAUCUGGUUACCGUCAUGGAGAUGAUCGAUGCCACCACUGCAGUGGCAGAGGGAGAGAAAACUGCAGCCACUGUCACGGGCAAGGAUCGAAGCAAUGUGAAACAUGUCAUGGAAAGCAGCAGCUUCUGGUCUACAUCAAACUCACUGUGAAAUGGACCACUAAUGCUGAUAACUAUGUUGUGGAACAGUCAAGCGGACUGCAGUUGGACAAUCUGAGCAAAGUGUCUGGCAAGGAGCUUUUCAGAGACUCUCAGUACAUGGUUUAUCCAGUGAUGGGUUUCCCAGAUAUUACUGUGGUGAAUGCUGCACAGCGUCUUGUAAGUGAACACCAGGCCAAGUUCUCCCAGACCUCACGCAUUCUACAACAGCGUCAAACCAUAGAGCUGAUUCCUGUCACCAAAGUGACCUACUCGUGGAAAGGGAAAUCACACAUCUACUUUGUUUACGGAAAUGAGUUCAAAGUCAAUGCAGAUAAUUAUCCUGCUACCUGCUGCUGUACUGUAAUGUAAUUGCAAAGGUUGCAUAUGAAGGUUUUCCAUUCUUCAUCAUUUGAAAUCAAAAUUAAUCACUUCUAAUGAUCAAUGGGGGGUUCCUUGACAUGCAGGCACGUUUGAUGUUUUUCAAGUUGUAUCUCAGCAGGGAUGAACAGAGCCAUUUAACCUUGGAAACUUCUCCAAUAAGUCACCGUCAAGGCUACAGAGGAAGUGAACUUACCCCUAAAUAACUACAGUAUAACAAAGUUCAUCUAACAAAGUUUUUGUUUUGUCACUUUUUGCAUGCGCCACAUAAGGAAAUAUGUUACUGAUCCUAUUGAACAAUUAUCAUGCUGAAUUAUACAGUCUUUACUUGUAAUAUAUAACUGCAUUGUUUUUUAAAUUCAUAAAACAAACUUUUAUACUACGUAUUUUUGCAGUAGCUACUAAUUAUCAAUAUGAGCAUUAUGUAUUUACCUGUCAAAACAUGUUUGUAUGUGAAAUGAAAUUAUUUUAAAUGUGCAUAAUCUCACAGCAAUGACAUAUCUCCCACUUGCUUUGAUGAAAUUCCUUCUUUUAAUAAAUGGUAUUUCGCAA